AAAAAAAUAUGCAGCUGAAACACGUUUCAAGUUGAAUCAUUUUAUAGCAGCUUGGAGAGGCCGUCCAAAUCUUUGGCUAUAUCUUAUGGAGAUUUUAUUGCCUGGAAUAUUGCUUUUGGUUUAGAUUUUCAAUUUUAAUAUGUCUACUUCUGUUCUGCUAUAAAGAGAUUUUGUAGUAGUGGAAUUGAACUUUGUAUUAGUUAGAUUAGGUGAGCUCUGAGAAACAGACACCCAAAGUAACAGUGGCUGAAAUAAGAAGUUCUUCUCUUGUAUGUAAAAGUUGGACGGGAUACAGUCCAUGGUUGGCAUGGCAUCUCUGUUCCACGAGCCCUACACUCCUUCCCAUCCAUAGCUCUGCCAACUUUUGGGCACGAUCUUCUCCUCCUGGUCCAAGAUGGUAGCUCCAGCUAUCACGUUCAUGUUCUGGGCAGCACAGUGUAGGAAGGGGUGAAAAGAAGGGCCAAAGGCCCUGAGCUGAUGUCUUUCAAGACAGGUUACAGAAAGCAGCCACAUGAUACUUUUUAGUCACUUGGCUGUACCUUGGAACAAGGAGCCUGGGAAAUGUUAAUGUUAUCCGUGGCCAGGUGCCCAUCUUGAAAUGGAGGGUUCUGUUACUAUGGGAGGAGGGGAGAGUAACCACUGCAGGGCGACUAGCAGUCUAGGUCACAGAUUUUAGGCUCUUUUCCUAUCAUUAAUCCCUUGUUAGUCCUUUCAUGAUACGUUGCCAGGAUUGCUAAAGUAGCAGUUCGUUUCUGCUGUGUUUUCACUUUGUUUUCUCUUUAUCACAAAUGCUGCUGACUCUGUCCUUCUCUUUUAACCCUUCCUUGGAGAUGCCCUCCCAUCCACUCCUCUGGAAGCACAGGCUUUGGGACACCUGAUUGGACGCGAGAUGAUGGCAGACAGGUGGAUCCUUUCCUCAGGGACAGUUACUGGCUGUUGUUUUGCAGAACGGUCUUCCAGUGGCAGCACUGUGGUCAGCAGUUCCCAGUGGUGGGCUGCAGACCCCUGGGGAGGGGGCUACUGCUAGGUGCCUUUGAAUCUAAAUGCAUUGUAGAAAGUGUAACUAUUCCUAUUUCUGUUUUUCAAAGGUGUGUAGGUGCUGUUGUGUUGAUAAAAUACAAAUUCAUUUAAAAGCACUUUUCAUCGGGGUGUUUAAUACAGCAUGGUGGUCCUGGGCUCUCAUUGUGAUCUCCUCCAGACCUGGCUUGUGUCCUGACCCUGCCUCUUGCACCUGUGGACCACCCUCUCUGAAUUUCACUCUCCACGUCUGAAGUGGCUUCCUGAAUGGUUGAGAGAAUUAAAUAAGAUUAUGCACGUAGGACUUCCCUGGUGGCGCAGUGGUUAAGAAUCCGCCUGCCAGUACAGGGGACACGGGUUCAAGUUUUGGUCCGGGAAGAUCCCACAUGCCGCGGAGCAAAUAGGCCCGUGCCCCACAACUACUGAGCUCGCGUGCCACAACUACUGAAGCCUGUGCACCUGGAGCCCGUGCUCUGCAACAAAGAGAAGCCACCGCAAUGAGAAGCCCGCGCACCGCAACAAAGAGUAGCCCCCGCUCGCCCCAACUAGAGAAAGCCCGUGCACAGCAACGAAGACCCAAUGCAGCCAAUAAAUAAAUAAAUAAAUAAAUUUAUUUAAAAAAAGAAAAAAAAGAUUAUGCAUUUAAAUAACUUAGCUCAGCUGCAGCGCACACGAAGGCCCCCGCUGAACAUGAGCUCUGGUUAUUGUUUUUUUCUUAAUCGACACACACUAAAAGUACAUCUGCCAUCAUAAUAACAUUUUGUAAGCUGAACGGACAUAUUUUAAAGGAUUAGGAAUCAUUGCCGUAGCUUCUUUGGUGAAGCCAGUGUAGUCAACCCUCAAACAGGUAUUUGGGGGCCACUCCUUAACUGACUUAAUUAGAAACCUUUGCGGGUGGUUUGUAUUCAUUCAUUCAGGACAAGUAUUUAUUGAGCGCCUAUUAUGCCUCUUCAGGUUACAGGCCCAGAAAGGGGGGUCAUUACAGUUCAGCUUUGCGCUGGCUCUGGGUCAUAGGACAAGGUCACUCAUUGUACCGAAUGUUCUCUGGCUUUGCCAGGAGUGCAUCGCACACAUCCAUUAACUUUGGUUUCCUCUUCUUUACCAAGAGGGGGUGGAACCGAAAUCCCCAAGCACCCGGUUCUCCCCACCUUUCUGUAGUUCUUCCGACAGGGAUUUCUGGCUGCCUGUGCCCAAAUGUUUGCUGGGAAGCACGGUUUUCUAUGCUGGCUUAGUGCGGCUCUGCUGACAGUGCUGAACGCGGCUGGGUCCUCAGCGGCUGCCGGCAUGGCAGCACCACACCUCUGCUGAGACGCAGAGUCAAGAAGUCUAGGUGGUGAAUCAUUUGCCUGGGCGAGCAAGUCUGUCUGGCCUCUCUUGGUCUUGCCUGGAGGGACAGUGGGCUGAGGGCCAGGGCGCAGGAGAGGCUGGGGCUUGGAUGUUGGCCGUGCGCUCACUGCAUGCUGGUGCCCCAUGAGUGAGGCUCUUCUAUGUGGCUCUGGCUGAUUCAGCACCACAGAGGGCCUGCUGUGUGCUUACUGCUGGCCUGUUGGUACCCUGGGCUGCUGGGUGGGGCUGGAGCCCAAGGUCUUCUUCCCACUUCCACUGCAGGCAAUGGGCUGCAGGAAGCUAGCGUCUCCAGUGCUGACUCAGGCCUGGCUGUGUCUGUACUGAUCCUUCAGAAGGUGGAGAACGGAGACCUGAGCAAAAAGGUUCUGAAGAUCACCGAUUUUGGCCUGGCUCGGGAAUGGCACCGAACCACCAAGAUGAGCGCAGCAGGGACGUAUGCCUGGAUGGCACCUGAAGUCAUUCGUGCCUCCAUGUUUUCCAAAGGCAGCGACGUGUGGAGCUAUGGGGUGCUGCUUUGGGAGCUCCUGACCGGUGAGGUGCCCUUCCGAGGAAUCGAUGGCUUAGCAGUCGCUUAUGGAGUGGCCAUGAACAAGCUUGCCCUUCCCAUUCCUUCUACAUGCCCGGAACCUUUUGCCAAACUCAUGGAAGAUUGCUGGAAUCCUGACCCCCAUUCACGACCAUCUUUCACGAAUAUCCUGGACCAGCUAACUACCAUAGAGGAGUCUGGUUUCUUUGAAAUGCCCAAGGACUCCUUCCACUGCCUGCAAGAUGACUGGAAACAUGAGAUUCAGGAGAUGUUUGACCAACUCAGGGCCAAAGAAAAGGAGCUGCACACCUGGGAGGAGGAGCUGACGCGGGCCGCACUCCAGCAGAAGAACCAGGAGGAGCUGCUGCGGCGCCGGGAGCGGGAGCUGGCCGAGCGGGAGAUCGACAUCCUGCAGCGGGAGCUCCACAUCAUCAUCCACCAGCUGUGCCAGGAGAAGCCCCGGGUCAAGAAACGCAAGGGCAAGUUCAGGAAGAACCGACUGAAGCUCAAGGAUGGAAACCGCAUCAGCCUCCCUUCCGAUUUCCAGCACAAGUUCACGGUACAGGCCUCGCCCACCAUGGAUAAAAGGAAGAGUCUCAUCAACAGCCGCUCUAGCCCUCCUGCGAGCCCCACCAUCAUCCCUCGCCUGCGAGCCAUCCAGUUGACACCAGGCGAAAGCAGCAAAACCUGGGGACGGAGCUGUGUCGUCCCCAAGGAGGAGGGGGAAGAGGAGGAGAAGAGGGCCCCCAAGAAGAAGGGACGGACGUGGGGGCCGGGCACACUUGGUCAGAAGGAGUUUGCCUCAGGAGACGAAGGAUCCCCUCAGAGACGUGAGAAAGCUAAUGGUUUAAGUACCCCAUCAGAAUCUCCACAUUUCCACUUGGGCCUCAAGUCCCUGGUAGAUGGAUACAAACAGUGGUCGUCCAGUGCCCCCAACCUGGGGAAGGGGCCGAGGAAUAGUCCAGCCCUGCCAGGGUUCACCAGCCUUAUGGAGAUGGAGGACGAGGACAGCGAAGGUCCACGGAGUGGGGAGAGUCGUCCACAGCCGUCACCCAACCAGUCCUACCUCUGUAUCCCAUUCCCUCGUGGAGAGGAUGGGGACGGCCCCCCCGGCGACGGCGUCCCCGAGGAGCCCACCCCAGUCAACUCGGCCACCAGUACCCCCCAGCUGACGCCAACCAACAGCCUCAAGCGGGGCGGCCCCCACCACCGCCGCUGUGAGGUGGCUCUGCUCGGCUGUGGGGCCGUCCUGGCAGCCACGGGCCUCGGCUGUGACCUGCUGGAAGCUGGCAAGUGCCAGCUGCUCCCCCCGGAGGAGCCCGAGCCGCCAGCCCGGGAGGAGAAGAAGAGGCGCGAGGGCCUCUUCCAGAGAGCCAGCCGUCCCCGUCGGAGCACCAGCCCCCCAUCCCGGAAGCUCUUCAAGAAGGAGGAGCCCGUGCUGUUGCUAGGAGACCCCUCUGCCUCCCUCACACUGCUCUCGCUCUCCUCCAUCUCCGAGUGCAACUCCACGCGCUCCCUGCUGCGUUCCGACAGUGAUGAGAUUGUGGUGUACGAGAUGCCCGUCAGCCCCGGGGAGGCCCCACCCCUGAGCCCCUGCACCCGCAAUCCCCUGGUCAAUGUCCGAGUGGAGCGCUUCAAGCGAGACCCGAGGCAGUCCCUGACCCCCACCCACGUCACCCUCACGGCCCCCCGCGCCGAGCCCAGCGCUCACCGGCGGACUCCUUCCGAUGGGGCCCUCAAGCCGGCGGCCCCUCGAGCCAGCAGGAGCCCCUCCAGCAACGGGCUGAGCCCCAGCCCUGGAGCAGGAAUGUUGAAAACCCCCAGCCCCAGCCGAGACCCAGGGGAAUUCCCCCGUCUCCCUGACCCCAAUGUGGUCUUUCCCCCGACCCCAAGGCGCUGGAACACACAGCAGGACUCUGCCUUGGAGAGACCCAAGACCCUGGAGUUUCUGCCUCGGCCGCGUCCUUCUGCCAACCGGCAGCGACUGGACCCUUGGUGGUUCGUGUCUCCCAGCCACGCCCGCAGCGCCUCCCCAGCCAACAGUUCCAGCACGGAGACGCCCAGCAACCUGGACUCCUGCUUGGCAAGCAGCAGCAGCACCGUGGAGGAGCGGCCUGGGCUGCCAGCCCUGCCCCCCUUCCAGGCGGGGCCGCUGCCGCCCGCCGAGCGGACGCUUCUGGACCUGGACGCGGAGGGCCAGAGUCAGGACGGCACCGUGCCGCUGUGCAGAGCCGCACUGAACACACACAGGCCUGCCCCUUACGAGAUCCAGCAAGAGUUCUGGUCUUAGCGCGAAAAGGGUUGGGGGCGGGCAAGGGGGAAGCAGGAGAUGGGGGGAGCCGGCUGGCGCCGCCCUGUCUCAGAAUUGGACCCCCUGAGCUCCCGCCCUCCUUCUUGCACUGAUAAUGCACUUUGAAGAUGGAAGGGAUGGAAGCAGGGCCCCUUGAGAGGGCUUCGUGCCCUGCAGGGCCCUUCUCCCCAGGUCCACUGGAAGGGCCGUGGCUGUGUAGGGCAGGGAGGGGUGCGUGCAUGUCCUCCACCCUCCACAGUCUUCCUUGCCUUCGAGGUGACCCUGCAGAGUCCCUCAGCCGAAUCUGUCUGCUGCCCCCUCUCCUCAGCCCCCUGGGUGUGCCCUCCUGGGCUCCCUCUGUUAGCCCUGAGUUCAGCCUUUCCAAACACCAGUAUUGGAUGUUCUGUGAUUGAUUUUGCACCUCUUCCACAUUCUUCCCUGAUACUCAUGAAUCAGAAUCUCGUUUGGUGUGAGCUGUGAGCUUCUCUGUGUCCUGAGCCCUUCGGUGCCGGCCAGAGGACUAAAGGCAAAGUGCCCCAGUGUCGGGCACAGGAGUCGAUGCAGCUAGUACCGCCUACUGCACUUCCAGGCGCCCCACUUAUUCAUCUGAGCCUCCCAGUGGUAGGGACCUGCCUCUGUGAGACAGGGGUGGGGAGGGAGUUAGGAAAUACAGUUGAGUUGCAGCAAAGAGGGUAACGGAGUCUGUCUGUCCUCACUCCUUUUGUAAACACUCAAAGAAGGGCAGAAACCAGCACCUGUUGACGGCACCCAUCUCCUACCUGGGCUCCAGAUGUGGUCAGACCAGGUUCUGAUACAAACACACUCUCAUCCCAGGAAUAGUUUCCAGGGAGACUCACUGGUGACAGUUCUGAAACCAGAGACAAAGUUCUUGUGUUUGUCCGUUUGGUCAUCUGAUCUGUAUGUGUUCUUCCCUUCCCUUGAUCUUUCUUGCAGCCCCUGGAAUUAGUGGACUUCAGGUUAUGUGUUUGGUGGGGAGAUAUCUCUGCACUGCACCAGAAUAGCAUAUGGGGGUGGGUCCUGGACCCUGGGAGUUGGAACUGUGGGGAUUCCUUCUCAUCCAUCAUUACUCUGUGAUGCCCUUGAAGUAGAACGGAGCGCUUUUUAGUUCCUUGUGUGAAUGGAUGUGGUGAGUGAUGAUGUCUGUAAGGUGCUCAGUGAGCCCCUGAUGUACAGUAACCUUCAAAUUCCGAGCACUGGAGGCCAACCAAGGCCUCUUGUCUCUGUGCACAGAUAGCCCUCCUGCUGGGCUCUGGACCAUGAGCUGGGUAGGAAGGACAACAGAGGCCAACCCCGGCUUUUCUGGAAUUUGUUUCCUUAACUUGAAUGUUGAGCUUCUUCUGGCGCUUUCUGACGUGUAUCUCCACAUUUCCUCUUACCCUCAGGCUCCUGCAGCAAGUGUGAACAGUUGUCUUUGCAUGGGAAUAACAGCUUGACAGGAGUAGAGUCCUUAGGUCACGCUCCUCCCCCCUCAAGACUCUACACAUCACUGUCUUCUGUCCUGGACUAUUUCUCUGCAGGUGUUGGAGGGCCACCUGCAGGUUCCUUGCGUUUGCUGCCUGGAUGCCAGGACAGGAGAGCAGCCAUCCGGGCACGAGGGAUGGAUUUGGUCAUUGCUUGCUCUGUAACUACAAUAGAAGUCCUGCCCUGGGGAGGACAAAAGGGGAAGACCUUGGCUUUCAAGUUGUUCGUUGUUUUACGAGCCCACUGGCAGACACUCUGGUUCAAGGGCCCCGUGUAGUCUUGGGCGGGGAGGCACUGUUGGUUUUGUUGUCCAGGGUUCUGUUAUUGCGUCUCAUCUCUCUCCGUCUCUUUGUUCAGCGAAGACAGUACGUAAGAGAUUAUUUUUGCCCCCAUGCCCCACUCCUCGGCUAGGAGGGGGGAAGUGUGAAUCCCGUCAGCAGUUCCAGCCAACCACGUGACUCCCCUUCAUUCCCGAUGGGGAGAGGGACACAGAUGGCCUGUUCUGUGCCCUUUCCCAGGACUCUCCAGGGCCCCAGGCCCUAAGCCACUAACACAUCUCUAAACCCUUAGCCCCACUAAAUGGCCCCCCGGUGGGUGCAGCAUACAGUGUCGUCCAGACCAUGCUGGCUCUGGACAGUGCUCUGUGGAAGGAGGCAGGAAGCCUUCCUUUGCUCAUUUUCUGCUUUCUGUCAUUUUGUUGGAUUGCAGCUGUCUGUCUUGGAAGUGUAGUGUAACUGGUGAGGAGUAGACUGAUGGCUCGCUGCCGCCGAGUAAGAGGUUGAACCCGGUUCUUCCUCAUCCAUCCAGGGCAAGACAAGGGAAGGCUGGGUGUCUGCUAAGGGAGCGAUUAUACCCGCAAGAAGCGGAAGCGAGGUUAUUCUGAAGGUGCUUCUGUGGACUUCCACGAAGAUGGAGGACUUACCAUCUCGCAGCUCCUCCAAACCGGGUCUCCGAGGGGCCCCUGCCUGCCACACUCUCUCUGUGGGGCAAGGCUCAGGUGGGAUAAGGAUCCUGUAAUAGUAACAGGUUUGGGUUGCUUUCUGUCCACUCAGCUUCCCUUGUCUCCAUGGUCAUGGGCAGGGGCAGGCCUGGGAGCGGGGGAUCAAACCCCUGCAGCAGCAGUAGCUGACCCCCUUUCCCUUUCCUCAGACACUUUCCCACCCCUCUUGGCAGGUGCUGCCACGUGGAAGAUGGUGAUGGGAAACAGAUACUGCUCUCUGCCCCUUCUCCUUGACUCCUUCAGUUCCUUCCACUGAUUUUGCACAGGACUGUCCUCUGUCCUUGGGGAUCCAGGCCACUGCCAGGGGCUGAGUAGAUGUCCCAGUUAUUUUCAUAUGUUAUGUCUAAGAUGCUUUGACAGAUGCUCUUAUCUUCACAUCUUUUAGUAUCCGGAGGUCUGGUAGUGAAGAUGAUGGUGGUGGUACCUUGCAUUUGGAUGACUCAGAAUUGUGCUAACCUUUCCUCUUGACCUUUACAAAAUUACAUUAUUUGCCUUCUACAUUUGUUAUGCUUACUGGUAGAGAAGGGGAAGUGCUUAAAGAUGAAGAUUCAAGUGAAGAGAGGUUAAAAAGCUGCUUGGACUGAUUGCUGAGUCGGGCACCAGACUCCUGAGACCUGAACAGAUUGGCUCUGUUCUCCGUUCUGCUUUUGCUGUCUGACCUUGGGCUUGUCUCUUAGUCCCUCUCAAAUUUCCUUCCUGUAAAAGCAACCAUCACCUGCUUCCCUCACAAGGGCAAGAGAGUGUGCAUCAGAGCAGGUCCGUGAAGCCCGUGGCUCCCUGCCAGUGAAUAGGACAAACGCUGAAGUUGACGAUGCAGUUCUUACCGCCUUUGCCUCUAGGGGACUUGCCUGCUUCCUCUGGCUUCUGGAAGAGGAAUGAUUUGGAGUUGGCUUAGCAUGACUGAUGGGGACGGUGGUCAGGCACAUGCUCUUCUACUGCAUUAUGUCGCCCCUGGUGUUCACAAGCAUCCCUCCUAAUUCCCCCACCUGAUUUGUCAGGCUGAUGGUCCUACCAUUAGUGUCUUACAGAGGGGGCGAUGGGAGACGGGGAGCUGGAGGCAACAUCCCGGUGAUGAUUCGGGGUCUCUUGUUUCUUGGAGUCAUUCCCAAGUUCUGAUGUGUUUAGAGGCUGGAAGCAGCCCGCUUCCAGAAGGAAUCCUUGGGAAAGGGGGACAUGGGUCAUGGUGUGGGCUUCCUCACAAGGCCCCUUUCCCCUCAGGCCACAGUUGCUCAGGGACGCCAUAAGACACCCCAAGGGCAUCUAGGCCUAACGUGGUAUCAACAGUCUUGCUUCACAGCCCCCCCGUUGGAGGCUUCUUCCCUGCUCCCUCCCCCACAGGGAAAGAGCCCUCCCGAGCAUUCCUAAUUCUUCCAGCUCGAUUUUCACAAAGCACAGAGCAGCGGGUGCCGAGGGCUGGGUGCUCUGAGUGGUACACCGCACGGUUGAAAUGUCCGUGCGGCAGGCCCCUCUGUGAAUGCAGGACCUUGACCUUUUCUGCGUGUGUUUCUUUUAGCCUGUGCCUUUGACUCAGGUGUGGGUCGGGCAGGUCAGAAACACCAUUGUCUCCUGAAGAAUUUCGGGGAAGGAGCAGGUGUUGCCGCUUCUGUAGCGGCAGGCUUCUCCUGAGGACUCUGCCAGAGACUGUAGACCGGGGUCGGGGGGAGAGCAGCUCACAGUGCCUUGUAAGUGAACGUGGUGGCACGAGCGGCAGGAAUCUGGUGAUCGGAGCUACCCGCCUGCAUGUUGUGUGAUGUCGCAAACAUCUCUCCCCUCUCUGGACCUCUGAGCCCAGCUGUGAACUGAGGAUGAUGAAGCACGAAGCCUUUCUAGCUUGAAAAUCUGUGGUCCUGGGGCCCCUGGUCUAGCACUGGUAAGCCUCCCCUUGCUGGGUUGCUUCCUUUUGUGGAGAACAGUGUGUGUGCGUGUGCGUGCGUGUGCGUGUGGUUGGAAGUCAAAAACAGUCAAAUAUUGGCCAUUUCAUGUGGUUUGACCAACUAGACCACCUGCCUCUUCUCCUUGGCUUCAGGCCUGAGAUGACUUCCUUUCAAGCUCCAGCUGUUGUGAGGAACACAUUCCCAAAUGUCUCUCUUUGUUCAGACAGAUCAUUGUUUUCUUAGAUCAGGAAUUCAAAUGAAUAAAAUUCCACAUCAGAAGGGGAAACCCAGUGCUACUUCCAGGGAGCCCUCAGUCCCUGGCUUUGCCCUGGCCUUGCCUCCUGGGUGCCUGCCGCCCCAGGCACUGGCUUUGGAAGGGCAGGAGGCAGAAACUAGAGUCCUAGCUGAUUAAGGCUAAUUAACGGGGCUUAGGUGGCUAAUUAGCCUGACCCGGCCCGGGCUUCUGGUUGGCUGUACGGGCCAGGUGAGCCUCUCAUUCACUUAGAUUAUUUUCCAUUUGUCCUGUUACACUACUGACAGGCCUCACCCCGUCCCUUGUCCACUUCAGGGAGCCCUGAUUUGUCCUGCCGGAGGUUGGGCUGCUCCUUGCUCUGGAGCCAGUAGGACUGGUUCUUCCUGAUUCUUACCGGUUGUGUGGUUCCCUGCAUCCCCUGCCCAUGGCCUUCCUUUGGGUCUUUCACUCAUGACCACAGCUAGUUGCAAAGAGCCUCGGGGCCCAGCUGGUUAGCUGAGGCAUGAGCUUUUCUACUCCUCUCUUUGUUUCUCUUGGAAACAGACUUGCCUUUUCCCUGACCCAAUCUCCUUCCUGACUGGUCUGACCCCCCCUCCCUGCAAACACCCACAACCUAGUUUUACUAGCCUGAUUGGCAUGCGUGAACCUGGCAGCUAGAUAGGUAUCUCAGGACAGACACCAGAGUACAAUUUCAGAGGUUCAGAGAUAGGCCUUUCCUAUUGGGAUGUGUGAGCUAGACAUUCAGGAAAUCUGAACCCAGAGGUCAGAUUGAUUUAUCAAGAGGGGUCCUGGUGAGUGAUGGCCCCGUGGAUGUGGUGGUCUUGCUCUACACUCCCUGUAGUCCAAGACCGUGACGUGUUGCCCACGUUCCUGAAAUCCUUCACACCCAGGUACUUGCUUUGACAGAUCCCGACUUUAUUUAAAAUUUUGAUAUUGUGUUCAUCGUGCACUUUUCAUUAACUUUAACUUUUAAAAGUAUUGCAUUGAAAUAAUGAUUCAUCUGGAUAACUGAGUUUUGUUUUGUUUUGUUUUUGGUGACCCCUUAAAUUCUGUGUACAAGGCGAGUGCCUCACCUUAUCCUAGUCUCAGCCCUACCUGUUCCUCCCCUGAACAAGCUCAGGCAGAGCUGUGAGGUAGGGUUAGGUCUUUCCUGGUUGCCCUUCCCUUCAGUCCUGAGUCGGGUGGUAGCUCUCUGAAAGUGUUUGCGUUUGAAUAGGAAUGUGUUGACUUAACAGCAGUGAAACACCUAGGGCAGUUUUCAGCCUUGGACCUGUGACUGAGGUGACUCUUCCUGGAUGUCCCCCAGCUUCCUUUCAGCCUCUCUGAAACCCUGAGGCCACUUAGAGGUGUGUAUGUGUUUUAAGGGAAAGGGAAGGGAUUACAGUGGAGAGGAUUCUUCAGAGUACAUUUGAAACCUCUUUGGGCCAUCUUUGAACUUGCAGAGAAGUGAAUAAAUCAUUCUCUCUCCCAGUUCCAGAAAGGACAGAAGUUAGAGGUGUUUUUACUCCCGUGCCUGCCUAGCACUGUGCCUGGCCUACAGUGACCUUCAGCGGUCAUAUCACCUCCCUUGGGAUCUUUUUCGCUACCAUUAUUAUUCUCUGUCAUCUUUAUUUUACUCUCAUCAUUUAUCUUUCCCUCCAGUUCCAGAAGCCAUGCUGGCUGUGGCUCUUUUCUUCAUCACUGAAUGAGGCAUGGGUUUAUCCUGGCCCGGGUAUGGGGACUAACAAUAAAUUAUAUGAAACCAUUAUAUUUCUUCUAGGUGAGAGGUGCUGUCCUAAAGGUUUAUAUUCUUUUCUUUCUUCUUUUUUUUUUUUUUGGACUCACAAUAAUCCUGGGAGGGUGGGGUGGGGGAUAUUACCUCCAUCUAAGGACGUGGAAACUGAGGCUCAGAUGGUUAUGAAACAUGCCCAAGGUCACAUGGCUAGGAAGCAGUGUUGCUGACCUGUUUGGCUCCAAAGCCAUGUCUUAUUUUCCUCCGAACACAUUUUAGGGCACUGUUUAGAAGUUCUGGGAUAAAAUCAGCCUAGCUUAGGUCCACUGAGGCUCUGAGGUAGCUCGUUGUCCGGGGAGGAGUUGUCCUGUGGCUAAGCCAUCACCUCCCUUUGUGACUGGAGACACCCAGCAGGACGUGCAAUCUCCCUGGAGCUCAGCCGACCUCCUCUCUGCUCCUGCUGCUUCUUCGUCCAUCAUUUCCUCUCCACGAUUGUUCAGGGACCUGUUCCACGGGGGCGAGGGUUGAGCGUGUCCAUCCUGUAGCUCUUCUCGCAGGACCACUGAAGGCCCAUGGGCCUCUCGCCUCUGUUUCCAGCCCACAGUUGCCCCAUUACCGCCCUUUAGCACAGCUUCAACCCACAUCCCUCCCGGCCUCUGGAGUUUGGAAGCCUUACUGUAGCUCCUCUUGGGAACUUGAAAUCAGGCUUUUGUCUUUGUAUUGUAUUGAGCCGCAAGCUCUUAAUACCUAGUUGUAGCAAAGAAGGGAGGUGGCGAACCUGUCGACUUUCUCCUCUAACUACCCAUGAUAAACACACACACACACUCACGCUCACGCACUCAAUCUCACACACGCAUGUUCACACACUCACAUGGAGAUUUAGUCUGAGACUAUCUGUAUCUUCUAGAGGGUUAAGGAAAGGAGUUGGAGAUGGGUUUUACUUAAUUCACAGAAAACCUUUCUUUGGGAUUUUCCUCCCCCUUAGAGCCUUCAAGUCUAGGUAAAGUGGAAGUUCACAUACACGUUAGUUUUGUUCCUCAGUAUGUAGCUCCUAGUUUUCAUCUUAAGCCCUCUCUGCUCCAGUGUCUUGUCCAUGUGUGAUGACCCCGUGUCCUUGAAUUCCCAUUUUGCUUUGGGAUUUAAGUUAUUGUAAUUUGUCAACAAUAUUUAAAAAUAGAAAAGUCCUGAAGGAAACGUAUCAGGUUCUUUUCUUCGGCUUUUUUUUUUUUUUCAAGGUACUGUAAAUUGUUAACUAGGGAUGCCAAGCAGGCUUGGAUCAAUGGCUAAACCUCUUAUCGUAUUACAGUGUGAUGCUGAUCUCAGCCUGGUCUCACCACCAGAGCACACACAGACUUGAAUAAAACGAUUACAAUAAUGA
Messenger RNA from Orcinus orca (killer whale), 12878 nucleotides. RefSeq names its product mitogen-activated protein kinase kinase kinase 9 (gene MAP3K9). The transcript is spliced from 11 exons. The coding region runs from base 2505 to 5180 and encodes 891 amino acids. The record is from RefSeq and is a predicted model, not a curated record. Gene Ontology annotation, biological process: protein phosphorylation. Gene Ontology annotation, molecular function: ATP binding; JUN kinase kinase kinase activity; protein binding. Lineage: Eukaryota; Metazoa; Chordata; Mammalia; Artiodactyla; Delphinidae.